GUUAGAUGUUGCUGACAAAUAUUAUGAGAUGCUUGGAAUUCGAGGACAUGCAGUUGGCAAACGAAAAUACUGAUGCGCUUAUUGUGUGUCAGUUGUUUCCUGCUUAAGCACCCUACAUCGUUCGAGUAUUGAAUCGAAAUACCGACAUUCAGAUUUCUCAUGUUGUUUGUGUUUGCUGUACCACCGUUUGACAAUACAGCUACUGGAAGUUGAAAGUGUUGUUAGAGAAAUAAACUAUGAUGUAAGGAAGUGAAAUUUAUUUCUCUGCGUUGCUGGGUAGAUUCCAUAGUGUUGAGUACGUACCCAGCCGCUUACGCCACUGUGAUUUUGAAUGAAACAUCUGGGUCUACUCACCUUGAAACUAGUCACUGAGACUUUAACGUAUAAGAUAAACAUAUUCUGAUACGGAAUGAGUGAAGCUUUGAUCAGCAAGACAAUAUUGCAUGCUGGCAGCAAAUGCGUCACCUUCGAGAAAGGGACAAAGGUGGUGUUUCAUUUUCAAACCAGAAGAGCAGGAGAUGAAUCUCAGGUUUUGGAUGAUAGUAGAAGUAUGGGCAAGCCAAUGGAACUGGUUCUCGGUAAAGGGUUUAAGCUAGAAGUUUGGGAAACUGCAGUAAAAAUGAUGGCGAUACAUGAAGUUGCAAAGUUCAAAGUUGACAAAAGUCUGCUUCCUGCCUAUCCAUUUGUGUCUAAAACUCUGCGGGAAUCUCUGAAACCACAUAAGGAGAGGUCCCACCACUGCUGUGCUGUUACACUGCAAAAUGAGGGGACAGGCUAUGAAGACCUGAACCAGCUCAUCAAGGAGCCCUGUGACCUGGAGUUCAUUAUAGAGCUACUUAAAGUUGAAGGUCCAGAAGAGUACAAGAAAGAAUCUUGGCAAAUGAAUGCAGAUGAGAAACUUUCUGCUGUUCCGAAGUUACGUGAGAGAGGAAAUCAGUUAUACAAGGAGAAGAAUUUUGAUGAAGCAGCAGGCCUUUAUGCUGAGGCCCUUGGCCUGCUGGAGCAGUUAAUGCUAAAUGAAAAACCUGGUGAUGAAGAAUGGAAUGAGCUUAAUAAGAUGAAAAUACCACUGCUGUUAAAUUAUUCACAGUGCAAGUUGUACAAAAGAGAAUAUUAUCAAGUGAUUGAACACUGCAGCACAGUUCUAAAGGAUGAUCCAGGGAAUGUGAAAGCUUUAUUUAGAAGAGCAAAAGCUAAUGUUGGAGCAUGGAAGCCUUUCGAAGCAAGAGCUGAUUUUCAGAGAGUCAUAGAAUUAGAUCCAUCCUUAACUUUGACUGUGAGGAAAGAACUGAAGUUACUGGAUGAAUUGGAACGGAUAAAGAAUGAAGAAGACAGAGCAAAACUGAAAGGAAAGAUAUUUUAAUGUAUUCGUGUAUUAAUUUUUGACUCCAUUGUGACAAUUAAGCUCGUCCUACACUGUUUUUAAAAUACUACUUCUACUGUUACAAUAUACAGUACUGUCAAAACAUUACUGUGAUGGUAGGCCAUUUAACUAAUUCAUUUUGCUUGAGUUUCAAAUCUGUAUUUGUCAUGUGAAAGCUAGUGACACAAAGACAUGUGGUUUAAUUUCAAGUAAAAUGUACAGAAUGACCAUUAAAAUAAUUAUACUGCCAACAAUUUGUAGUCAGCUAGGGUUGCCUUAACUCUGUCAUUUACAAGCUUCAUUCUGAUGUUUAAAUAAACUGAAAGAAAUCCCUUCAGUAAUUUCACUGUUGCUGUUUUGUAGUUAAGAGGUAUUAAUUUAGCAUAUAUUGGUGUUCACUGUUUCAAAUUCUGAGCCAAAGUAACAGCAAAUUGGGGCUAUAUUGUUCGUUAUUGUCAUUUUCAUUAAUAAUGGGUAUUUUUAUACUCUUAGGCGAAAGAAACAUCAGAUAUUAAGUAAUUUUGGUAACAAAGGAAGCAAAUAUAGUGUUAAGCCAGGGAAUAGGGAUUUAUUUCUAAGAGCAUUUUAUACUGAGCAAAUUCUUAGGAAAACAAAAAAAUAAGUCGGUAGGCAGUCUUACAUACAGCAUGUACUAGAGACAUGACUGCCACAAGUAAAUGAAAUAAAGGACUCUACAGAGCACUGUAUUGUCUAACUUGGGCUCUUGAAAAUAUCUUCUCUUGGAAAGUAGCUUCGGUGGAAAUUUCCUGUCUUCCAACACAUGACUAGGAAUGUAUCAGUGUACCUUUCUUCUGCAGUCAUUGCCGCCAUUAUUGACAAAAAUGGAGCAGAUAUAGCUCCAUUAAUACAAGUCAAAUUCAAGAUGAAGAGUGCCUGAAAUGUAAGAAAUGAAAUAUUCAUUCCAAUGGGAAGUGUGUUCUGUGCCAUGUUGUUGCAGAACUAGAGUAAGAAAGUAGUUCAAGAAAGGCAAAAACUAGUAUUGAACUCUUGUCUUCGUCUGAUCAGCAGUACAAUGUACAAUAUCUCAGACAACUGUUACUUCAGUAAGAAAGCAGAAAAAUGUAUUGUGUGAGUCAAAUAACUUACUAUUACAUAAUUUGAAGGUGAUUUAUUAUCUAAGAUACUAGAAGAGACACAUUAACAUGUAAAUAUGAUUUGCUGGCACAGAAUGAUUUUUAAAAAAUGUAGUUUUCAAGCUCUACUCACAACCAGAAAAAAGCUGAAACAUUGUCCUUGAAGCACACCUAAGAGCAAUUGCAAUCCUGAUAACUCCACUCUAUUCAACAAAAAGUGUGAAAUGCGUGAGAAAAAUAGUGAAAAAUGGUACUCUGUGAAUGAAGUGCAAUACUGUGCACCACUAACUAUGAACUUAAAAUUCAUCCAUCUGUGAAAGAAAAUAGGCAAGUCAUCUAGAUCAAAAGUGCACUGUGUGCCACCCCAUUAACAUGAGAACUAUGUAUAUCGAUAAUUCUGCAUAUGGAAAUGAAUAUUCAUCGAUAUUGGAAGAACUGAGUACUGAAGACAUAUUUAUAAGCAAAGGGUAUCACUAUCGAAAUAAAUAAGUAAUAAUUCUACUGGGGAAGACAUAUAAAAAGUGCUGUCACCAGUCUCAGUUCUCUUCAAAAAACCUUGUCCUUCCACACAGUAGCAUGAAGGAAGUCUUAAGGCAGAGCCCAUUUGUUUGGAUUUGUGGAUCUCUAUGAGCAAUUUUGGUACCCACUGAGGCAGAAUUUUUGGUAGCAUAAUGUAUCCGUGACUCCCUCAUACAAAACUAUUCAAGAUAUUUGCAGGAAUUGGUCAGGCAAGUUCAGAGAUGGUGUCACCUGUUCCAUCAAUUUUCUAGACAAGGUCAUUACUCUCAACAGACCUACCACUCCUCUCUCCAUUAGAAUGUUUGUUCUCUCACUUUUAAAAAAAUUGGGUCCAUUGCCACACAACAUCGUCACUCAUAAAGUCCCCGUCAUAUAAAAUACACAACUCAUGAUGAAUGUAUGAUGCUGAAAAGUUUUGCACUGAAAUAAACCUUAUUACUGCUCGCUUUU
Messenger RNA from Schistocerca americana (American grasshopper), 3426 nucleotides. Its product is annotated as AH receptor-interacting protein. NCBI's taxonomy places the organism in Eukaryota, Metazoa, Arthropoda, Insecta, Orthoptera, Acrididae. Bases 410 to 1363 code for a protein of 317 amino acids. Gene Ontology annotation, molecular function: protein binding; peptidyl-prolyl cis-trans isomerase activity. The record is from RefSeq and is a predicted model, not a curated record. The transcript has 6 exons.